UCUGUCCUGUCCUUGCGAACCGAGCCGCUGUUUGUACGAGCCAUCGAUCGAUAAUGACAGCGUUUACAGUGUGUACGAAACUGUUUUCUUUACUCUUGCUUACGGACACGUUGUAAACGCGCUUCGGCCGUCCUGGUGGUGUUCUCGGUGCGCUUGGACAUGCCGUAAUGACACGGAAGUCGGUCAAGUUUUCCGCGGGGCUCCGACGUCCCUGGAAAACAAACUUAUUGAGACGGGAAACCGACAAGAAAACAGGACCCAAUCCCAUUUUCUUGAGUGCGUCAUGUGCUGAGCGGUGGUCGAGCCUAAGAGACAAAUUUUCCUUCAAGUCAGAUUCAGAGCUGGUCGACUAUCUUCUUACGCUAGGCGAAGCGCAGCCACAACCGAGUACAUCUGAUCAGGAGUUGGAUGGCGGAUGGGGCUCAUCUAGUCGCAGUGGAAGGAAGAAACGGGGUCCAUCUUUGAAAGCUGUUCUUCGUCGUAGUUCUCGUAAACAAGUUUCAAAAUCUGAUUUUAAUGCUGAGUUAAUUGAGAGUGAAGAGUACCAUUCUGAUGAAAGUUGCCACUCUGUGACACUUUCUGAGGAAAAUAAGAAAAUAAUUGAAAAUGAUUCAAGACCGUCAAAGUAUAAAGAAUACAGUGCUCUCUUAUGCAAGAAACGAUUUGAUUCCCAGUCAGAAGCAGUUAAUCAAUCCAACACUCAUGAAGAUAAAGUAGCCAAAGCUAAUCAACUGAAUGAAGAACUUGCCCUUCUUGUUGAGACUGUGGCACUGCAACCACAGAAACAAAAUGAAAUUGAGCUGUAUGAAUUCAAAGAUGAUUCUCAGUCAGAAAGUGGAUUGGUACACAGGUCUUCCUCUGCUGAAAAUAGUAGUAACACUCAAAAAGUCAGCCAUCGCCGAUGGAAAUCAUAUCAUAAAGAUAAAAGAAAAUGGAAACAGUCAUAUGCUGCUAUUUUACCUAAAGAAGAACAGCAUCCUGAAGUUAAGCAAAAAACUGCAGAAUCUUCUCACCACAAUACAGAAAAUGAGAGAAAAAUAUUUAAAGCUUUUAAGAAAAAUCGCAUUUUGACUGCCUACUUGGAUUCUCAAAAUAAAAUAUCUGAUACCUGUUCUAAAGAUACAAGUUCUUCCAAGAGAGAUGAUGGGGAAGUCUCAAGCAAUGAACAAGAGGAUAAGCUCGACAAAGUAAUUGCUGAACCCAGCAGUAGGAAGGUAGUUGAAGACAUUGUUGAGAGAGGUGACUCAGUGAAAGAAAAAGAGGAUAUAAAUGAUGCACAAAAAGAAGUUGUUUCCAGUGGUAAAGAAAAUCAAAGUAAAACUUCACCCUCUAGUGAACCUGUUUUUAUUGAAGUUGGUGAAAGAGUCAAGUUAAAAAGAAGAAGAAGGAAACUUCUUCAAGAUUCAAGUGACCCAUCUUCAACGACUUCCCCUGUUAAGGAAGAUGACGCUACCAGUAUAGGAGAUUGGAAUACAACUGACUUGGAAAGGCAUCAUCGUAAACAAAGGAGAAAUUGGAAAAAAUCCCUGAUAAAUUACGACCUAGAUGAUAAUGAGAUGGAUUCUAAAAACAAGAAAUCAGUCCCCGAUUCACCUUUCAGUUCAUCCAAUAUAACAAAUGAAGAAGGCAAUAAUUGUAAAACCACAGGAGUGGAAACUGUAAGAGAGCCUGAAUUAACUGAGGAAGAAAACUUAAAAAAGGAGACUUGUAGUGGUGUGUCACGAACUAUUCCGCAAGAAUGUGACAGCAAUGAAAACGAUCUUGAUGUGUCUCAAAUUAAACAAUGCUCUCAAUGCUAUUUGAGACAUUCUCAACAAAUUUGCCCUGUACUUCAUCCAAUCCAUGUUGUUGAAGAUUUGAUAACCUUUGAACAGUGGCAACUGCAAUGCCAAGUGCAAGUACGUUGUUCUGUUAUUGAAGCUCCUCGUCCCAAACUGAGCCGAAUCAAAAAAUCUGCUCCAGGAUCCCAAGACGAAGAUGAAAAGACCAAGGGGCCUGUGUCUGCCAAAGUCAUCAAUGAGUCUACUCGGUCCUUUGCUGAAGAAUCAUUGCCGGCAGUGCUGGAGCUAAAGGUUGUUGAUGAGGAACAUGGCAAAAGUGUUGUGGCCAGAACGGCCAUAGCUCAGUACACUCAGUUCGGCCCGAUUGUUGGGUCUCAAAUUCAUGAAAAGGAAAUAUCUGACGAAUCAGACAUGAGACAUAUAUGGGAGGUGCUGGAGGACAAAACUGCUAUUUAUCUGAAUACAGAGGAUUCACAAAAGUCAAAUUGGUUAAAGUUCAUGAGACCAGCACCUGAAAAAGAAAGCCGUAAUAUUACGCUUGUAGUGCGGAAUAAGAAACUUUUCUUUGUUUCGAUUGUUGAUAUUUCUAUUGGAAGUGAACUACUGUAUUGGGCUGAUGACCAUAUAACAUCAUGGUCUAAGAAGAAAAUUUUAAAAUCAAGUUGUGGAGGCUGCAAUAUGCGAUUUGCACAUCCUCUUUACUAUAGAACUCACUGCGCUGUUUUCCAUGAUCCACUUCACAGCUUAACUAUCAGAAAGUAUCACUGUAAGAUAUGUGGGGAAGCAGUGAUGGGGAAAGAGAACAUCAUGAAACAUGCAGCCGAUCUUCAUGAGGGUCGUGGGGCCUACCAAUGUCAAUAUUGUCAUAAGUUCUUCUUAAGGCUGAACUAUUUGGAGAUGCAUAGGACUUAUGGGUGCUCAUCCAAUCCACAUCGGACACGUCCUUUGUGCGACUUUUGCGGCCGUUAUUUUUGUCAACCUCAAAAAUUGAAGGUGCAUAUCAAACGCAUGCACAGUGAUAUGAAUGAAGUUUUACGUGAAUUCCAAUGCAAAAGCUGCUUGAAACUUUUGGGAUCAAGAGCCGCCCUUCAAAGGCAUUUCAAAGAAGUUCACCACAGAGAUGUUGUGGUUACAUCAAACUGUGAUCGCUGUGGAAAAUCAUUUCAGAAUCGAAGCAAUCUUAAAAUACAUAUGCUUACUCAUUCUGGCGUCAAGCCGUUCAGGUGUCAACAAGAUGGCUGCUCAGCUGCUUUCACUACCAAACAGUGCUUGCAGUUUCACUACAAGAAAGCUCAUGGUCUAUCUGAAGAUGCUUUACCUCGGAUUGAGCGUUCAAUUGCGUACACGUUUGAUGCAUAUGCUGGUGAAGGUGCUGAUGGAAGUGGAAAACCUGUUAAAGAAGAUGCCAAAAAACCCCAAAGAACUUUACGGAAAGGCCGUAAGUCUAGUGCUAAGUCACAAAAACAUUGCACUACAGAGGUGCAACCAGAACAUUCCGAAAAUCAGUUGGAGACAUCUGAGAGUCCACAUAAAACUGCAGAACAGGAUUCAGCUGAGUGUGCCGAACCUCUUCAGGUUGAUCAUUUAAUGGAGCGUACCUCAUUCAUGAGUACAGUCGAUCCUGUCCCAAUUUCAGACCUUUCAGUGUCACAAAAAUAUAUUGAUCAUGUACCUCAUGGAAACCCUCUUUCCUCAGCUGAUCCAUUAUCUCAUGGUUCCGAUGAAAGGCAAAGCGCCAGCGGCAGGGUGCUUACUCCAUUGAGAAAUGUCACUAUACAAGUGCACCCACAUGCGGAUGAGGACUAUCAUGGCCACCAUGUUGCUUCAGUCAUGCCCAGCCGUUCCCAGAGUCAUUCUCCUCAACAUGAGAUCGGUACUUCACCCAGUCAAGACCUGCAAUCAAUUAGUCAAUUUCGUUUGGAAAAUAAAGGUCACAAGAAGUGGUUGGGAGAAGUGAUAGAGGUAGCUGAAGAAGCAGCUGCUGCUGCCAUGCGGUUAUCACCACGGCUCUCUCCUCAUGUAAAACGAGAUCUUUAUGACUUUGAUGAUAACAAAGUUAAAAGUAAAUUGCAGUACAUGGAAACUUCUGUGAGACAGGAUAUUCAAAUUGACACAGGUUUAGGACGUAGUAAAACAGCCUCUGCAUUAGCACCAUUUCAUCAUCCAGAGUCUGCUAGCCUGUUGGUGGAAGCUGCUUUGGUUGCAGCCGAAAGAGAUAUAUGUUGUACGUCUCUUUCUACAAAGUCCUCACCAGAUGGCCUGACUCGUUCUCCAGAACCAAUCCUUCUGCCUCACAAUACUUAUUGUGUGCGCUCACCCCAGCAUGAAGAACCCCCAAAUUUGACCUACUAUACUCCAGACCCCUCUUCAGCCCCAGCCUAUUUAAUGACCCAUUCUUCAAGUUCACAUCCUCAUCUUCAUCAGUUGGAUACAUACAUGGGUCCGCCUAGGCUGUAUAGUGCUCAUGAUAGUCACCAACUACAUCAUCUUCCUCUUCCUCAGCGGCCACUUUCGAGUGAUGAAGAUGGAGGGGUUGACUCAGAUUGCAACUCAAGAAGUGAAUGUGCUCAAAACCUGAGCCUGAAUAUGAAAGACAAAAGUGGUUCUCAUCCAGACUCUUCAACAAUCUACAGUGCGCCCAGUCAACAUUCCGAGCUAGCAGUUCGUCCUUCCAUAUAUCAAGACCAUGUUUCUGUUCCGCAUCAAAAUGAUCUCAGUUUCUCAGGAGCUAUGGUAGUGUCAUCUCCGCAGUACCAUUUGUAUGAUCUCUCACCUGAUCGUCAACGUUCUGAUAUUUCCGUCACUGAUCUUACUGUGAACAAUCGAAGUGUUUCUCAGGAGUACAAUUCUUAUGAGGAUUUGGGUGGCAGUGUUGAUCUCUCUGUGCCACGUAGUCAUGCUCAUGAUGGCCAUGAACUUACUCCUUCACCUCCAGGGUACAGUACAACUCUUCCUCACCCAUACGAUUCACCUCAUUGUGUCUCAACCUAUUCACCUCAUCCCACUCCAUACCAGAGUUCACCUCUCCAACGUUCUCAUGUUAGUUCUUCAUCUAAUAGCCCCAAUGCUCCUCCCAGCCCAGGCCCAGCGCACUACCACACUUACCCUCCUUAUUACUGAUAAGUUUAGCCUGCUAAAAUUCCACUUUAAAGAGAUGUGUCUCUCUUGUCUACCCUCUUAUGUUGUUAAUACGCUUGCCCCUGGGGAGAAAAGAUGGUGGGGAGGUGUGACAUAGGUGGCAGUAAAUAGUUGCAAGGACUUGGCAGAGUUGUAGAAAUUUGCCCACCUUAUGUCACUUAUUUAUUAGCUAUUUAUUAACUACUUUGCAACUUGCCAUUAGGUCACACCACUUGCUUUUUUUUCCCAGGGGCAGUUCUUCUCAUAUUUGUCUAGUCUUUUUGAAAUGUGUUCAUUUAGUAGUUUGUUGUUGUUAAUAAUUUCUUGUCUGUUUAGCCUCGUUCCAUAAGAUAUUAUUUUAAUGUUUAAUAUUGAACUUUUAAAUAUGGCUGUGAUUUGUAUUGAAAUAACUUUGUUGCUUUCUACCUAGAAAGAAGCAGGUUUGGAAUCAACACCAAAUCACCAUUGAUGCGGUGAUAAUUCAAUGUUGAUACAAAGUCUGGUUCUCUUUACGAACUGUAUCAUUAUUUUAUUUUCAGUAGAAAUUUUUCUGAUGUCUUAAUUUGUUUUUCCAAAAGUACAAAGUUUUGCUCCUAGAAACACGCUUACUUAAGCCUAAAGUCUCACUCAGUCUUGUGGUAAUCAAUUUGGUCUUGAUCUCUUAAUAGUACUUUGUGGCAACUGUUAGCAAUGGGUAGAGAAAUAUACCACACAAAAAAAAUAUAGAAUUGUCUAGUCACGUAAAAACUUAAGAACUGGCUUCCUCCUAAGUGCCAAGUUUGCAUGUGAACCCAUUUUUACAAGCAUGUUUCACCUGUUCAUAACAUUUUCAUGGUUUGCCUCUUUAUUUUAUUUAUUUGCAGUGGAGUAUGAUCCUCCACUCUUUGCUUUCAAAUGUCAUUAUGUUAUGAUCUACCUGACCUGAUUAUGCUUAUUUGUGCCAAAAAUGUGUAACUUUUCCAAUGAAGUACUACUAUUCUAAUUCUUUUCUAUUUGUAUUCAAUUAUUGUGACUUUGCUGUCUAAUUUGAAGUGAUUUUUUUUUUUGUAGAAAUUCAUCAUGUUACAGGGGUGAAAU
Molecule: messenger RNA, 5975 nt
Organism: Thrips palmi
Lineage: Eukaryota; Metazoa; Arthropoda; Insecta; Thysanoptera; Thripidae
Exons: 13
Coding region: 168-4901 (1577 amino acids)
Cellular component (GO): nucleus
Molecular function (GO): protein binding
Source: RefSeq, a predicted model, not a curated record